Messenger RNA from Ricinus communis (castor bean), 1336 nucleotides. RefSeq names its product WAT1-related protein At4g28040. Gene Ontology annotation, cellular component: plasma membrane. Lineage: Eukaryota; Viridiplantae; Streptophyta; Magnoliopsida; Malpighiales; Euphorbiaceae. Gene Ontology annotation, molecular function: transmembrane transporter activity. Bases 174 to 1304 code for a protein of 376 amino acids. The transcript has 7 exons. The record is from RefSeq and is a predicted model, not a curated record.
GCACCUAAUAUAUAAAUAUAACUUUUUGUUGGGUGCUAACCUAAUAAUCUUUAUGUAUCUUCUCUCUGAAAAUUGCUCACCCAAAUUACUUGUUGGAGUAACCUUCAGAGUCACAAUUCUGUCUUCAAAUUAAUACUCACGAGUCAUAGCAUAGAUGUGAGUAGAAGAAAAGAAUGGGUGGGUAUGGUGGCAGUAACUGCAGGCCUGUUAUGGCCCUAAUUGGGUUACAAUUGAUGAAUGCAGGGAUUGCUCUCUUCAUUAGAGCUGCCCUUUUGCAGGGAUUGAAUUCUAUGGCCUUUGUUGUCUACAGGCAUGCCAUAGCAACUCUGAUCAUAGCUCCUCUAUCUUAUGUUUCAACAAGGAGGAUUUCUUACAAGACUCCUUUGAGAUUAAGGAGCUUUGCCUGGAUUUUUCUUGCCUCUCUUGGGCUAACUGCAAAUCAAUUUCUCUACUUUGAAGGACUACACUUAGCCUCUUCAACUGUAGGAAGUGCAACGAAUAAUCUGAUCCCUGCAAUCACUUUUGUUAUGGCAACCAUUCUGGGGAUGGAGAAAGUAAAAGUGGUAAGCUUGAGAAGUAUGGCCAAGAUUAUAGGUACAAUCUUCUGUGUGAGUGGAGCCAUUUCCAUGGCGUUUCUCAAAGGUCCUAAACUGUUAAACACAGAAUUGCAACCACCAAAAUCUUCAUCCGGCAUUGAAAUUGACAAUUAUUGGUUAUUGGGAUGUCUACUUCUUUUCGGAAGCAGUUGUUUCUAUUCACUUUGGAUGAUUUUGCAGGUCCCCAUUUCAGCAAGUUGUCCUGAUCACUUGUAUUCAUCUGCUUGGAUGGGUUUCUUGGUUAUGAUAGAAUCGGCAGCGGUUACACUUCUUGUAACUAAAGAUAGUGCAGCUUGGAAUUUGAACUCAUAUCUUGAAAUCAGUUCUUGUUUAUAUGCGCAGGGAAUUGUACAGUCUUUGAUCUUCUUCAUUCAAGCAUGGUGCAUUUCUCAAAGAGGUCCCCUCUUUGCUGCAAUGUUCAAUCCUUUAUCCACAGUUAUAGUGACUAUUAUAGCUGCUGUAUUUCUACAUGAAGAGACAUAUGUUGGGAGCUUGAUCGGUGCAUUAGCUGUGAUAAUUGGUCUGUAUAUUGUGCUAUGGGGUAAAGCCAAAGACCAUGAAGAAAUUAAGAAAGAUAUGCACUUGGAGCUACAAAAUGAUAAUUCAAGCAUUUUACAAGUGACAGCAGAUGAAUCUUUAGAGAAGAGGAAUUGUACAGCUGAUUUGGAAGUGCCACUUAUUUCUCAUAAAUCUGUCGAUAUUAAUUAAUGAGGAUAAUCAAUUUCAUUUUCCUUGAUUAA